Batrachochytrium dendrobatidis JAM81 is the source of this 1329-nucleotide messenger RNA. RefSeq lists its product as uncharacterized. The record is from RefSeq and is a predicted model, not a curated record. Lineage: Eukaryota; Fungi; Chytridiomycota; Chytridiomycetes; Rhizophydiales. The coding region runs from base 1 to 1242 and encodes 413 amino acids. The transcript has a single exon.
AUGCACCAGAAAAAAUCAUCAUGCGUAUCUCCAGUUCAAUCCCCUAGCCCGCCCAAUUCGGUUCAAGAGGUUGCCAAUUCGGUACAAUCCAUGGACAAACGAUUCGGCACUACGUUUGAAUCAUGGAUUAAAUCUGAAAAAAACAUAUCCUACAUCUGUACAUUCAAACGCAGCCUAUUUGACCGCUACAUAAAGACAGACCCUCAGCAAACCAUCUACGCCCUGAAAUGGAUGAUUGAGGGAUGGUCCAUUGCAUCUGUUUCCGAAGUUGUCCUUAAAUUGUAUUAUGCUAUGAAGAUUGAUUCACCAGAAUUUGGACGAAUUGUAGGCGCAGUGGUGGAUGAAUGGAAUAUCCCAGAAAUUAUUGGGUUGGUCAAUGUGUUACUGAUUGGAGAAAAUGCUGAUACGGCUGCAAAGUUUAUUGUUUAUUUGACUGACCAAUGUAGACAAACCAGUAUCAAAUCGACACUCAAUGUGUCGGUGAAGCGUGACUGGAGGUCGAGCGAUCGUGUGCAGCUUGUUCGAGAAGUGGCUACUACUCUACGGUGGAAAACAACGUUUCUGCAAUCAUUUUUGGCUUGUUAUGUUUCGCAGUGUAUUUCAGAUAGCGACCGGCAAAAAGGAAUUAUGGAUUCAGUAAUUCAAGAGUUUGACGAUUUACAGGCUAUCGCCACGUUUAAUCAAUUUGCUAGACAACUGGCUUGCAAUGCAAACAUCAGCCUUGAUAAGAUACCCACAAGCAACAAUCUAUCGACCAAUGAUAGUAUCGAAUAUGUUGAAAAUGUAGGUAUAUCGCACACUGAUCGAGAUAGCGACGAGGACAGCAACUCUACUUUUAUUGCAGAUCGUGGAUCUACUUUAGACCCACCCGUUAGCCAGCAUAUUCAAGACUGUCCAACUCUGGACAAUCGCUUCACACAUGAUAGAAGCCACAAUGUACUACAACCCACAGUUCAGCAACCAUUAGCAAAAUCGCCUACAUUUCAACCUUCCACUCACGACUUGACUCUACCCAGUCCGCCAGAAUGUGCUCCAAUUUCGUUCAUGUCACCUUUAGACUCGCUCCGAUCGCGUCGAUCUCAAAGUCGCAUAGCACUCUUUACAAUGUUGUUUGAAAUUGUAUUGGCGGAAAUUGAGCUGGAUGAGUUGGAGAAAUCCAUGACGCAGCUGGGAAGAGGAAUGCUGGUACAUAUGGUUGCAAAUGCACUUCAACAGCAUGCCGAGUCAGACGUCAAGGCGUAGUGUCGUGAUUUGCUGAAGAUGGGCUGAUAACAACUCAUUUUUGAAUUAGAUAGUUUUUGGAAUUAAAAUAAUGUUUAUAUUUUUAAA